AUGCUUUCCACUCCCAACAACUUAGAUUUGCCUGCUCAUGACUCUUCAGUUGAUGCUAACGCAGCUUCAUUUUCUUCAGCUCAAUCUAUUAUUAGCCAGAAUCCUUUGUCUUCUCUUUCUCCUGAUAGUGGGAAACUAAAUGAUACUCAGAUGUCUGUCUUGUUGACUGCGCUUGCGUUCCCUAUCUCUCUAGGAGGCAGGUACUCGUGGAUGGGUCCCUGGGGGCCUUUGCUUCGCUAUGGCACUUAUGGACGUCUUCCUGAAAAUCAAGUUCUCCCUAAUCGGACUAGAAUAAGCAGAACAUUUGUGAAAAAGCUUAUUGCUCGAGCUCGUGCCUUUGAAAAAAAAAGUGUAGAUCAAUCCGGUUUGGAUUGUGAUACCCAGUAUUCUGAAGUGACUAGAAGUGGUUCGUCAAUUGCAGAUGACAACGAUGAUAACAACUUCUCUUUGAGUGAAUGGCUACCUCCUCCUCCUCCUCCACUUAUCCUUAUGCGAAAGCAGUCUAUGAUAUGUUCUCUCCAAUUGGCUGUCCGUGAUCGGUUCCACGAUUUGCUGAUACGCGAAGCAGACAAGCAACGUUCAUUAAACAUUAAUUAUGUAGAAGAGCUGGCUAUGUUUAUUGAAAAGACAGUACGGAUUAAUGCUGUUUACCUCUUUACUCAGUUGCACAGGCUCCCCAAAGAGGAGCAAGCGUAUUAUCUUGACGGACUUGCUUUAAAGGUAUGCGAAGCUUGUGGAUUUUACUUAAUAAUAUCUAGUCUGCCCUGA
Messenger RNA from Protopolystoma xenopodis, 768 nucleotides. The record is from the annotation of a GenBank genome assembly. Lineage: Eukaryota; Metazoa; Platyhelminthes; Monogenea; Polystomatidea; Polystomatidae.